UUUUAUAUUAGGUUAACGAGAUUGCUCUUCGAUAUUUUUUUACUUUAAAUAUUUUUCCUAAUUUCUUCACGAAUAGGCGCACAUUCGUUAAAUUUAAAUCCUACGAUAUAGUUCAUCACGCAUAUCCGUUAGAUCGAUUUUUUUUUGUAAAUACAAUUGUCGUAUUAUCGUUAGAGUUAGCGUAAAAGGGUGCUGAGUUUUGUCGUAGAUAAAAAAACAUCGGGACAAAUAACUUCCAUAAUGUAUAUUCUUGUAAAGAUAAUUAAUCUCCAACGUGAGCGAUUAUUGUCUAUCGUAACAUGCACAACUAUCAAUUUCAAUCGAUCAACAUUCUGUGGACGUUAAGUACGCUAAUGGACAAUAAAUUGUUUAUAACAAUUACCUCCGAUAAAUCUGUGCUUCUUACGGCGUGGGUCUCCCAUAGUUUUAUUUGUCAAAAAUAGGAACGUCUAUAAUUAAACUGCCGGCGUGUAGACUGCCGUGGUUUCAGAACCCCGUAAUGCCAGUACCAGAAGUCUACUCGCUAGCACUACACUGUUAUUUCAUUUACCGAUAUUUUCUUCUCAUUCGGAAAAUGGAGUGUUAAUAAAAGAAUUUCUCGCAAACCGAUGCGUUGUUUCAUUUUAUUGUUUUCCUAAUCAGUUUUGCAUUAUUUUUCUCUCAGACUAUGGAAUUAGAAACUACCUGUCCAAUUUGCGGAGACUCCACGAAUGCAACCCUCAAGUGCAGCGGCUGCAAGCUGCAAGUUUACUGCAGCAAGGAUCAUCAGCGACGAGACUGGCCAAGGCACAAGUCAGUCUGUCACGCGUGGGAGAUCCACGAGAACCCUGAACUAGGACGCCAUUUACUGGCGUCGAGGGAUCUGAACCCUGGCGAUGUAAUCCUCUCAGAAUCGCCGCUGGUUUGGGGCCCGUCUCUGCACACGGAUCAAAGGGUUUGCGUGGGUUGUGGUAAACAAUGCAUGUCCAGCAGCGCGAGGUGCACGAUAUGCCUUUGGCCUGCUUGCCAGAUGCACUGUCCCAGUCUUACUGACAAGAAUAGACACGGUUUGGAGUGUUCGUUAUUGGUGAAAGCCAGGAUCGUUCCCAGGUGUGACGUUCUUCUGGUGAUACGUAUGUUAAUACUCUGGCGGAAGAAGUCCAAGACUUGGACAGCUAUAGAAAAAUUAUUGAGCCACGAGGAUUCUCGAGGACCUGGAACAACCGCAUAUGCCGAGGCUCAGGACGUGGUUCGGCACGUUAAACGUUUUCUACCGGAUAGUCCCGAUGGGAAUAGCAUAGUGGAGAAAAUUUGCGGCUUGAUAGACGUUAACGCAUUGGAAACAGUACCACCUGAAGGCUCGGUGGCGAUCUACGAAACGGCGUGCCUCUUGGAGCACUCUUGUCUGGCCAACACGAAACACACUUUUGCAUUUGAUGAUAAGGGAAGACCUCGUAUUACCGUGAAGGCGUUAUGCUUCAUAAAAAAGGGUGACCAUCUUAGCACGAUGUACACGCACGCCCUGUGGGCAACAAUGACCCGAAGAGCUCAUCUUCGAGAGACAAAAUACUUUUCUUGCCACUGCGUACGAUGCUCCGACCCAACGGAAUUGGGCACACACCUGGGCACUUUAAUAUGCCCUCAAGACAACGGUCUCAUUUUACCCAAGGAUCCAUUGGACUUCGAGUCGGAUUGGGGUUGCAAUUCGUGUCCAGGUGUACUCACAGCCUCGGAGGUGAUGCAGUUCACUGGGAAAUUGGAGGAGGACGUCGACGAAGUUAUGAUCCAAGCAAAGAAAAACGCGAUGCUCGAUCUUCUUCAUCGACUUUCAGCACUGUUGCAUCCAGGCCACCAGCAGUGCAUCACCGUCAGUCACUCGUUGAUUCAGAUGCUGCCCGCGAAUGAUCCGAAGAAACCUGAAUUGUGUAAACGUAUCAUAGAAACUACUAAAUUAUUGGACCCGUACGGAGCAAGAUUGGCUUUGUACACGGCUGUUGCCUUGCGAGAAUUGUCCACUUGUCCCGGAGAAGAUGAAAAAAGGCUUCUUUCCGAUGCAGCAUCGUUGCUGCAAUUCGAACCGCCUAACUCACCCGGUGAAAAGCUCAAGGACUUGAUACAGACCGAGCUGUAGUGUCAUCAACAAUGGAAUGCUG
Hylaeus volcanicus is the source of this 2132-nucleotide messenger RNA. It is a transcript of the gene SmydA-5, whose product is annotated as SET domain-containing protein SmydA-8-like. The record is from RefSeq and is a predicted model, not a curated record. Lineage: Eukaryota; Metazoa; Arthropoda; Insecta; Hymenoptera; Colletidae. The transcript is spliced from 5 exons. Gene Ontology annotation, molecular function: protein binding. Bases 668 to 2110 code for a protein of 480 amino acids.